This is a messenger RNA of Pseudoliparis swirei, 5132 nucleotides long. It is a transcript of the gene shroom2a, whose product is annotated as shroom family member 2a. The transcript is spliced from 11 exons. Gene Ontology annotation, cellular component: apical plasma membrane; apical junction complex; cortical actin cytoskeleton. Bases 225 to 4607 code for a protein of 1460 amino acids. Gene Ontology annotation, biological process: actin filament organization. Gene Ontology annotation, molecular function: actin filament binding. The record is from RefSeq and is a predicted model, not a curated record. NCBI's taxonomy places the organism in Eukaryota, Metazoa, Chordata, Actinopteri, Perciformes, Liparidae.
UCGUGUUCGUGAAGUCGGAUGUUACCGACUGAACCGGAGCGUCUAAACCGGAGGAAAGUCUCUGCUGGUCGGCCCUGGAGGAACCAGCCCGCCACGCUGUGAUAAAACAAGCCUUUCCUUUGACAUUAAACCGGUUACAGGAGAUGGAAGUCCGUGUAACGUAAAGCGGGGACGAGCUGUCGUGGUCACCGGUCUAUCCAACAAGUUGAAUCCACAGCGGCGCCAUGGAUGCUGCGGGGUACCAGCACGAGCCGCGCUACACGGACGCAGAACGUCUCUCGCACGCGACGUCGGGAGGUCCGGAUCCCAGGAGCCGAGACGGGGAGAGCUGGAAGCUGGUGGAGGCCUUCCUGUCGGGGGGGGCCCCCUGGGGCUUCACCCUCCGGGGGGGACUGGAGCACCGAGAGCCUCUGCUCAUCACCAAGGUGGAGGAGGGCAGCAAGGCGGCGUCCGUGGGCCUCCAGGCGGGAGACGAGCUGGUGACCAUCAACGAGAUCCCGCUGAGCGGCUUCAGGCAGGAGGCCAUCUGCCUGGUGAAGGGCUCCCACCGGACCCUCAGCCUGGAGGUCAGACGGAGGAAUGAACCCAUAAGCAGGCCCCACUCCUGGCACGCCACCAAGUUCAACGAGGGCCAAUCGGAGACUGCCAAACCACAGGCUCCGCCCACGCAGGUCUGGAACGCCAGAUACGAUGCCAGCUCCUCCUCCAGCGACCUGUCCUCCGGCUGGGAGCAGACGGGCCUGCGCCGGGCGUCGGCCCAGUUCAGCUCCCUGGGCAGCGUGGACAGCCUGGAGCGCCUGGGGGGCGGCAAGCGAGACUCGGCCUACAGCUCCUUCUCCACCGGCUCCGGCACCCCCGACUACACCGUCUCCAGGAGCAACGCCGCCUCCACGGAGAACAUGCUCUGCAGGGUGGGCCAGUGGGACGCGGCGGCGGCGGGGAAGCACAACCACGCCCGGAACGGCCCGGGCGCGGCGGCGGAGGGAGCGAAGCCGGACGACCGGCUGGCGUACUUCCAGAUGCCGGGAGUCGACCCGGGCGGCGCCGGUCCGCAGGCCGACGACUCGGCCGGCUCGCGCCACUCCGCGUCGAGCCGGAGCGGCCCGGGGCCCGUCUGGCACGUCCCCGAGGCCAAGAAGAAGACCGCGACCCCGUCGCCGCCGCCUCCCGCGCCGCCGGCACGCAGCGACAGUUUCGCCGCGACCAAGGUGCACGAGCGGGGGCUCGGCGCCGCUCAGCCCGAAGCGCCUGAAGCUGGCAAGGCCGCCAGGGACGCCUCCUACACUUCUGAUCAAUCCAACCAGCAGCAGCCCGGUGCUGAGGUCCGGCAGCUCGGUGACCAGAGCUGCUUGUCCUCUCAGUCGCGGAGCGUCGGCGGCUCCUACUGCAGCAUGCAGGAGCCGCCCACCGGCCCACAGCACUCGGGUCAGAACCACAGGAGGAACCUCAGCUCCUCCCUGGCCGCCGCGCCCGCCGAUCAAGGCGCCGACAGCAGCCGGUACUACUGCGUCACAGCGGGUCAGCCGGCGUCGGGGAAACCCGAGGAGAGGAACGGCGCCGGCUCAGACCCGGCCGGAAACUCCCUCAGCGCCGCGAAGUACCACCUGCCCCAACAGCAGCUCCACUCCUCCCUCGGGAAAGACAGCAACGGCUACGGCAAGCACCAAGUUACCUCUGGGGCAGAACCCGGCGGACACGGGUCCGGCUGCGAGGAGAGGGCGGGCCCGAGAGGACACGGCGCCGAGGCCCCGCCCACGAGUCACGCUGCCGGCAGGCCGCCCGAGCCGCGCAGGUCUCUGCCGCCGCAGCACCACCAAGACGCCCGACACCACGGCCCCCAGGCGACGCCCAUGCUCCACUUCCUCGCCAUGGACGACGCCGCGGGCCGAGACGCGGCGCCGAGAGGCCCGAGCGCCGCGGAGUCCCUCGACGGCAAGAUGGCGAGACGCGGCGACCGGUUCGCCACCACGCUGAGGAACGAGAUCCAGACGAGGAGAGCCAAGCUGCAGAAGAGCGCCAGCGCGGCCGCCCUCCCCGGCGCCGAGGGACGGGGCGAGGUCGACCCGGACGCCCGGAAGGCCGCCGCGAGCCCGGCGGCGGCGCCGCCUGCGGACGGCUCCUUCACCGGCUCCUACAAGGACAACCUGAAGGAGGCCCAGGCCCGGGUGCUGAAGGCCACGUCCUUCCGGAGGAAAGACCUGGAGCCCGUCCUGCCGGAGCAGCCGGCGGCCGAGGCCUCGCCCGGCUACACGUCCUCGGCCCGGAAAGAUGGCGGCCCUCUGCCCACCGUCUCGGAGUCCGGGGCGAGCAAGCCGGGUCAGGUGACCCGCAUCGGGGGCCGCAAGCGCUUCUCCGCGGACAAGAAGGUCCGGUCCUUCUCCGAACCGGGCAAGAUCCACGAGGUCGGGGUGCGGGAGGACCUCCAUCGCAACGAGAGCUCCUCGCUGGACCACCAGAAGCUCCGCAAGGAAAGCAGGAAGCCGGCGUUCCUCGACCACGCCCCCCCCCCCCGCCGCGGUGCGGAGGCCCGGGAAGGUCCUCACUCACACAAGCAGCUGGUCCUGGACCAGCAACGACUGGGCACCUUCGCCGAGUACGAGGCCCGGUGGAACACACAGAACCCCCCCCCGGAGGCCAGAGCGCCCGGGCGGUACCGGUCCGCCGACAACAUCCUGGAGCCAGGACCGGAGGCCAGGACCAAACCCGCCUGCUUCCACGAGAGGUCCCGGUCGUCUCCUUCGACUGACAUCUACGGACAGAAGAUUCCCGUCGCCGCAAGAAAGGAGAGGAAAGCCGCCGAGCCGCCGGCCGCCGCCACGGGGUUCCCCGACGACGGCGAAGUGAGAGAGGCUCAUUUCGACCCAGACCCCGGACCUGGACCCGGACCUGGACCCGGACCCGGACCUGGACCCGGACCUGGACCUGGACCCGGACCCACUCAGACCCGCAGCCCCGCGUCCGUCUCCCCGGCCUUCCCCUCCCCCCCUCCCGAAUGCCUGGAUGUCGACUCCCUGGAGUCCCUCUCUGGUCCUCACGCCGACUCGGACUCGAUGGGGGACUCUGAGCCCAACGGAGGACCAGAGGCAGCCGGUCCCCCGCCGCCCCCCCACAGGCCUCCGGGCCCCGCGGAGGGGUGGCGCUCGCCAUCCCCACAGUUCUCUCCUCAGAGACUCAGUGACACGCCCCCGGUGGUCUCGCUGCAGGACUCCAGCAGGACGGAGCAUGUUGUGAUGGAGGAUCAGCAUCCUGCGAUGAAGAAGGUUCCCAUCCGGAUCGUCCACUCGGAGGGCGUCUCAGAGAAGGAGGCGUGUCCUUACCUGCAGCACGCCGCCCCCCCCGCCCUGCAGGAGGCGUGUCCUUACCUGCAGCACGCCGCCCCCCCCACCAUGCAGGAGGCGUGUCCUUACCCGCAGCACGCCGACCCCCCCGCCCUGCAGGAGGCGUGUCCUUACCCGCAGCACGCCGACCCCCCCGCCACGCAGGCCGAGGGUCCCGGCGUGCUCUGGCUCGGCGGUCCGGUGGGCGCCGCGGGGCAGGACUCGGUCUUCUGUGCGUUCACUCGGCAGGCGGAGCCUCAGGCAGACACCUACAUGACCACCGUCGGAGGUCACGCCGACCCUGGAGGUCACGCCGACCCUGGAGGUCACGCCGACCCUGGAGGUCACGCCGACUCUGACGGGCUGCCGCCGCCGCCACCGGUGGCCACGAGGCAGUGUGAGGAUCAGAAGAGGGAGGAGCUGGCCAGGAGCAUCAUGGGAAAGGAUAAAUCGCUGGCUGACAUUCUGGACCAGAGCAAGAUGAAGACCACCAUGGACCUGAUGAAGGGGAUCUUCCCUCAGGGGGAGGCGCUGCUGGGAGGAGCCCACCAGCACCGGAAGGUCAGCCGUCCCCCCGAGGAAAGGGAGAAGGAGGACGGCAUGGCUGCAGCCGUUGCCCUGGUGACCAGCUCCACCUACUACAGCACGUCUGCUCCCAAAGCCGAGCUCCUCAUCAAGAUGAAGGACAUGCAGGAGCAGGAGGAGGAGGAGGAGGAGGACUGGGAGGACGAGCUGGACGUGGACCUGGCCAACAAGAAGCAGCAGCUGAUCGACAGCCUCAGCAAGAAGCUGCAGGUUCUGCGCGAGGCCCGCGAGAGCCUCCAGGAGGACGUGCUGGACAACAACGCGCUGGGGGCCGAGGUGGAGGCCCGGGUCCAGCGGGUCUGCCGGCCCAACGAGAUCGACAAGUUCCGCAUGUUCGUGGGCGACCUGGACAAGGUGGUCAGCCUCCUGCUGUCGCUGUCGGGCCGCCUGGCGAGGGUGGAGAACGCCCUGAACAGCCUGGAGGAGGAGGCCACGGCGGAGGAGCGGCGGACGCUGAUGGAGAAGAGGAAGCUGCUGAUCCGGCAGCACGAGGAUGCCAAGGAGCUGAAGGAGAACCUGGACCGCCGGGAGCGCCUGGUGUCCGACAUCCUGGCGCUCCACCUGCCGGCCGACGGCCUCACGGACUACGAGCACUUUGUGAAGAUGAAGUCGGCGCUCAUCAUCGAGCAGCGGAAGCUGGAGGACAAGAUCAAGCUGGGCGAGGAGCAGCUGACCUGCCUGACGGACAGCCUGCCCGCCCCGUGAGGCGCCGCCAGCAGGGGGCGCCAGAGACCGGCGGACAUCUUUGUAGUUUUCCUAACUCGGACUCGGCACCCGGAAGUACCGAGAGACGUUUCCUGCUGUGCGCCGACCGCCUCGUGGCGCUUCCGUUGACUUUUUUGAUUUGUUUGCUGUUUUUGUUGUAUUGAUUGUUUUAGUAACUUAUUGUAGCCCUUUGGAGGCGGGAACGCCGGCGCCCUGCUGACGCUCAGCACAGCAUUUCACUAGCGCAUCAAUCCGGCCCAAGAUUUCACUUUUUAACCUUUUUUUAUUUGCGUUUAAACGCGUGACUCGGAGGUUCUUCCCCGUGAAGAACGCCGUCUGCUCGUCUUCACGUGCAACCGACAGGAAGAGACCCGAUGAAGAGUCUCUGUUCCUUCACUGCUCCUCUUCUUCACGCUGCAGAUGUCCAGAUGUCACAUGGGCGUUGCUUCUAGAUGCAUUGAAACACUAAGCCCCCCCUCCCCCCCCCCCCGGCUCCUCUUAUCAAUAAAGAGUCUGCUGAGCUCA